AGAAACUUGGUCUUGAUAACGAGCGGAGGAACAACAGUCCCGCUGGAGAAGAACACUGUACGUUUCCUCGACAACUUCAGCACAGGAUCCAGGGGCAGCAUCAGCGCGGAGUAUUUCUUGGAGCAGGGAUAUGCUGUUGUAUUCAUGCACCGUGAGGUGUCAGACUGCCCAUAUGCAUGCUCUCCUCGCCUUAUCCCCCUCAACAGUUAUCUGUGCAGAUUGUUCAAUCUUUACCGAAAGGCGGACGAAGAGGGCACAUUGUUGCAGCUGGGGUUCACUUCUGUGCACGAGUACUUGUUCAUGCUGAAACAUGUCUGCCAAGCUCUGCAGCCGGCGGGAGAGAGAGCCAUGAUCUACCUUGCGGCUGCUGUCUCUGACUACUUCAUCCCCGACCACCUUAUGGAAGAACACAAGAUACAGUCAGGCUCCGACAACUUGAACAUCUGCCUCACGCCAACACCCAAGUGUCUGUCUUUGCUCAAGAAGACCUGGUGCCCUAGAGCUGUUGUGGUCAGUUUCAAGCUCGAGACGGAUGAAUCGAUUCUGAUGAAGAAGGCGACGGGGGCAAUAGAGAAGUACAAGGUCGAUUGUGUGGUGGCCAACAUUCUCAAGAAGAGAUUCGACGAGGUUUGCCUUGCCGUUGCAACCUGUGUGAACGAUGGGGGUUGA
Messenger RNA from Guillardia theta CCMP2712, 669 nucleotides. RefSeq lists its product as hypothetical. Gene Ontology annotation, cellular component: nucleus; cytoplasm. Gene Ontology annotation, biological process: coenzyme A biosynthetic process. NCBI's taxonomy places the organism in Eukaryota, Cryptophyceae, Pyrenomonadales, Geminigeraceae. Gene Ontology annotation, molecular function: phosphopantothenate--cysteine ligase activity. The record is from RefSeq and is a predicted model, not a curated record. The annotation marks the transcript as partial. The transcript is spliced from 8 exons.